Pyrgilauda ruficollis (rufous-necked snowfinch) is the source of this 3489-nucleotide messenger RNA. RefSeq names its product sushi domain containing 2 (gene SUSD2). The transcript is spliced from 14 exons. The record is from RefSeq and is a predicted model, not a curated record. Lineage: Eukaryota; Metazoa; Chordata; Aves; Passeriformes; Passeridae. The coding region runs from base 478 to 2904 and encodes 808 amino acids.
UUAAAUCAGCCCUCAUGCUGUCACAUCCAGUGCAGUAAGCAUGCUUCCUCAAUAUCUCAUUAUCUUCUGAACUAAACUGUACUGUCAGCACGUAUUCUUUAUCAUUCUCCUAAGUGAUAACAGGUUUUAGCUCCUGCAGCAAAAUUAAAGCAUAGAACUUUUGCCAAUGACCCCAUGGCCUUGAGCUUUGAAGCAGAAAUGCUCGUAAAACAAUAAACACCUACCCCCCUUUCAGAAAAACUUGACUAUUAAUGUGAAGGAGUUGCAGCGACUAUCUCCCCUUCAAUCUUUUCCUGGAUUGGAGAUGACCUCUGAAAUGGAGCAUUUCAUUCAAUUUGUUUUGCUUCAGUAAUUUACAACAAACCUUUGAACAGUGAGAAUCUUGUUUAUUUCUGGACACCCGUUUCCAUUGAAGGCUUUUCCCAGACUAGCACAGGGACUACCACAAUCAGCCGUCCAGAAUCAUCUGGACAAAAUAUGAAAUUCAUUGGCUUGGAUGUUUCUUUCUUCAUUCUUUCCACCCUCAUUGCUCUUUGGAAUGCAGGAGCUCAAGACUCUUGUGCACAGCGAUGUGGGGAGCUGCUUGGUACCUGUUCUUGCCAGGUGACAUGCCAGUCCUUGGGGACAUGCUGUCCUGAUUAUAAGGAAUUCUGUCUUCAAAUUUCUCCAUACUCAGGAUCUCUUAUGGGAGGCAAAGACUUUUUGAUUAACAACACAGCUUUUGAUCCCUCUUCUGUGCUAAAAUGCAGGUUCAAGAAGCAAAUCAGAACCAGUGGCUAUAUUGACAAGGAUGGAAAAGCCCACUGCAUCUCCCCAUUGCUUUAUGAGACUGGUUUCAUCCCUUUUGAAAUUUCUACAGAUGCUGGGGCAACGUUUCCCUACUCUGGAACUUGGUUAUCAGUACAUCACAGCAAAGUUUCAGAUGAAGAAAAAUGCACAUUGGUAAAUGAGACAAAAUGGCAAUACUAUGGCACCUCCAACACUGGUGGAAACUUAACUCUUACCUGGACACACCAGACACUUGCAGCAACCCACGUCAACAUAGAAGUCUGGGGAUACCAGGAAACAGGUGACAGUUAUUCAGAAAACUGGAGGGGUGAAUGGAAAUACCUUUAUACUUUGGCAAGAGAAACCCCCAAUACAGGGAAAUAUUCUUUCAUUCCUGUACCUGCUGAAGGAAAUUACAGUACUUGGGACUAUGGAAUUUUGAGAAUUAUACCCAGCAACUAUUUUGAUGGGCAGAGCAACAUUCCAUCAAUCUGGAGCUCAGACCAUGCAUUGGCUUGGCACCUUGAGAAAGCCUUCAGAAAUGACCCAAAAGCAUGGGCAACUGCAAAAUGUAUGGAAUGGGACAGAAAGGAAGAGUUGCUUCCAAACUUCCUGGAAGAGAUUAUAGACUGCCCUUGCACCUUGGCACAGGCAAGAGCUGACACUGGCAGGUUCCACACAGAUUAUGGCUGUGAUAUUGAAAAGGGGAGCGUGUGUACUUAUCAUCCUGGUGCUGUGCAUUGUGUAAGAGCUAUUCAAGCCAGUCCCCAGUAUGGGGCUGGCCAGCAGUGCUGCUAUGACUCCACGGGAACCCAAAUCCUCACGCGCGACUCCACCGGAGGCAGCACACCUGAUCGAGGACAUGACUGGGGGUCAGCACCUUUCUUGAAGCCUCCUCGGAUACCUGGCUUUUCCCACUGGCUUUAUGAUGUUAUCAGCUUCUAUUACUGCUGCCUGUGGUCUGAGAAUUGUGACUUCUAUAUGAAAAGGCGGCCCUCUAGUGACUGCAGGACGUACCGCCCUCCCCGAGCUGCAUCUGCUUUUGGGGAUCCUCAUUUCUUUACAUUUGAUGGUCUGAACUUCACCUUCAAUGGCCUAGGAGAAUACACAUUGGUAGAGUCUGAUCUCACAUCCCUGAGAGUGCAAGGGAGGACACAGCAGGCACACUUUUCCAAUGGAACUGGGGCUCAGGGGACAGGCUUGUCUGCAGUGGCCAUGCAGGAGAACAGCUCUGAUGUGAUUGAAGUGCGCUACUCUGAGGAUUUGCACCUGGAGGUCCUCCUGAACCAGAGGGUUCUCAGCUUCUCUGAACAAACCUGGAUGGACUUGAAAGGUCUCUUUCUCUAUUCUACACCUGAUCAGAACAUCACAGUGAUGUUCUCUUCUGGGUCUGGAGUGCAAAUAAGGGGAACUGGAGGAUUUCUGACCCUGACAAUUCUGCUCCCAGAGGAGUUUACAAAUCACACAUGGGGUCUCUUUGGAGUAAUGAAUGGCAAUCCAGAGGAUGACUACACCUUCAAGAAUAAAACCACCAUGUCAGUUCAUGCAAGUCCCCAGCAGGUGUUUGAAUUUGGAGCUAGCUGGGCAAUUGAAAAUGGAACUUCUCUCUUUACUUAUGACACGGAGUUCUUACUGAACAGUUUUGUUCAUGGGGACAAGCACAAUGCCUCCUUUCUGCCCGUGUUCUCCCCCCAUGAGGACCCUGCUGAUCCCCUGCUAGAAGAGAUGGUCUCACACUGUGGCUCUGACCCAUUCUGCAGAUUUGAUGUCCUGACCACAAGAAGCCUUCUAGUGGGAAGUUCCACAAGACUUUCCCAUCAGAAUCACAAGCUGCUGGUAGAACAUCUAGAGCCAGUGAUCUCUUGUGGCUGGCUGGAUCAUCCAACCAAUGGAAGAAAGAAUAAUACUAACUACCUGCUGGGCUCAACCAUCAGUUUCACCUGCAAUGAGGGCUAUGAACUCACAGGAGGGUCACAGGAAAGAACUUGCCAAGUGUCAGGAGCCUGGUCAGGAGACACACCCCAGUGCAGCCCAGUAACAGGUAUCAAACAAGUAAUUGUUAUUGGCAGUGUAUUUGGAAUAGUCGGCCUUGCAGUCCUGGGACGUCUGGGUUAUUUAUGCAGAAAGGAGAGGUAAGACUUAACUGAACUGAAAACACAAAUGAACCUCCUAAAGAAAUAGCAACUGUUAUGACUUUUUAAAUAAUAAUUUAAUAACGACAACUGGCAACAAACUGCCAGUGUGCUACAGGUAAAAAAAAAACGCAACUGAUGUGUAAACACUGAACAACUGUAUGUGAAACUGACUGGUGGGGAAAGAGGGCAGCAUAGUGAAUGAAAAUGGUUUUGCCUAGGAAUACUGGUGGACUGAAAUGGAGAUAUGGUGGAUUUUCUGAACUUUGUUAGCAACUGUUACAAAAUUUUAACCCUUCUCUGUUCCAGUGUCCACAAGUGAUAGAAUGCCAGAUAAAAUGGAAUUGAAAUUGAGUGAACGGAAACAAAAUGGGGUUACGGCCCUUGGAAAGAAGACUGUAUGUGUGAGGAAGAACUAAAUACUUCUGAACCUGUCACAAAAAACCCCACAGUGCCAAGCUAACAGAACACUGCUAUUGUUUUUCAGUAUUUCAUCACUUAAAAAUGCUACAUUCACUACGAAUUCAGCUCAAAGAAAUAAGAAUGUGGCAUACUAUGCUGUGAUAUUAAAAUUUAUGUGUAAAGCCAU